Molecule: messenger RNA, 552 nt
Organism: Chrysochloris asiatica (Cape golden mole)
Lineage: Eukaryota; Metazoa; Chordata; Mammalia; Afrosoricida; Chrysochloridae
Product: tumor necrosis factor ligand superfamily member 4-like
Exons: 3
Coding region: 1-552 (183 amino acids)
Biological process (GO): immune response
Cellular component (GO): membrane
Molecular function (GO): cytokine activity; tumor necrosis factor receptor binding
Source: RefSeq, a predicted model, not a curated record
AUGGAAAGGACCCAAUCCCUGGAAGAGAAUCUGGGAAAUGCAUCAAGGCUGAGUCUGGGGAAGAACAAGUUAUUGCUGGUGGCCUCGGUGAUUCAGGGUCUAGGGCUUCUGCUUUGCCUCAUCUUCAUCUGCCUGAACUAUGCUUCUCAGACGGUACCACCUAAGAAUUCUCCAAUUCAAAGUAUCAAAGUACAAUUUACUGAAUGUGAGAACGAGAAAGGAUUCAUCCUCACGUCCCCAAACAACCAAGUAACCAUGAAGGUGCAAGACAACUCCAUCAUCAUCAACUGUGAUGGGUUUUAUCUCAUCUCCCUGAAGGGCUACUUCUCCCAGGAAGUCAGUCUCAGCCUCCCAUACCGGAAGGGUCUGAAGCCCCUCCUCCCCCUGACCAAGGUCAAGUCUAUUGAUGCUGUCACAGUGGCCCACUUGGCUUUCAAGGACAAAGUGUACUUGAAUGUGACUACUCAUAAUACUUCCUGCAAAGACAUUUGGGUGAAUGGUGGAGAACUGAUUCUCAUCCAUCAGAAUCCUGGUGAUUUCUGUGGCCAGUGA